This is a messenger RNA of Chilo suppressalis (striped riceborer), 2027 nucleotides long. The record is from the annotation of a GenBank genome assembly. NCBI's taxonomy places the organism in Eukaryota, Metazoa, Arthropoda, Insecta, Lepidoptera, Crambidae.
CGACGUCGACCAACCGGUAAGGAUGCGUGUGCCUGCGCAGCUGCUCCUCGUACUAACAGCCGCGCUACUCUACCAAGGGUCGGAAUGCCAGCGCCGCCCGAUCAAGGAGGCGCUUUUUCUGCACAACGAAAACUUCAACAAUGCCUCGUUCGAAGACUGCGUGUGGCGCCGCGAGCGGGAGCCCUGCCCUGAUCCUGCUGUGCUCUUCAACAUGUACACGGAGGCUGAGCCGGUCAAGAAAACGGUGGAUUUGUUCAGCGAGGAUUGGCUACGCCAGAGUGGCUGGGAGCCGUCCCAUGAGACUAUCCUUCUGGUGCAUGGGUAUGCAGGUGGGGACGACACUCUACCCAUCACUGUCCUAAGGGAUGCGUACCUCCGUCGGGGCGGGUACAACGUGAUUAUGAUGGACUGGGGCGCGCUCUGUCAGCCGCCCUGCUACGUGGCAGCGGUGCACAACCUGCGCCCGGUAGCCAGAUGCGCCGCCGAAGCCCUGGGAACGCUGCGACGCGCGGGCCUACGACCCGACCACCUCACCUGCGUGGGGCACUCGCUGGGCGCCCACAUGUGUGGCAUCAUGGCCAACUACCUUAACUUUAGACUUAACCGGAUCAUAGGGUUGGACCCCGCGCGGCCGCUGAUAAGAUCAGCGCCGGCGCUCCGACUGGACCCGGGAGAUGCUCGCGCCGUCCACGUGCUGCACACUAACGCCGGGCGGUACGGCGAGGCGGCACGCCUGGGUCACGCCGACUUCUGCCUCAACGGCGGCCGCAGCCAGCCCUACUGCGAGGACACGCCCAACGAGGCGCUGUGCAGCCACAUCUGGUCGAUCUGCUACCAGGCGGAGAGUUUGUUCCGCGAGCGACAAGCCACGCCCUGCGGCCGGCGAUGCUCCGUGCGGGUGCCGCCCUCCCGCGUCUCCGCCCUGCCCGUGCCGCUGGGACAGCCCGCACCCAUGACGGCAUCGGGCGCGUAUUGUAUAGAAGAUUUCUCCACGCCGUUCUGUCCUGCGACGUCCGGCCUCGCGGAGGGCGACGACCGCUGCUGUCUAGACGCGCAGUACGCGGCCGCCGCCACCACCACCCAGCCGCCGCGGAACCGCCCACGACCGCUGGUCAGACUACGCGCUUUAGUCAAACCGGCCCUAGAUAACAGAACCGACGACUCAAGGCAGGCGAUCGCUGCUCAGACAACGCGUUUAAGUCAAACCGGCCUUAGAUAAUAGAACCGACGACUCAAGGCAGCUAGUCUGAAGUCACUCGUCUACAGCACAACCGCCCGGGACCGCUGCUCAGACUACUUGCCUUAGUCAAACCUGCCUAAGAUAAAAAAAGAUUCAAAACAACUAGUCUAACGUCGUUCAGCGGUAGCUCAGUAUUUCAUCGUAUCAGCGUACAUUGCAACAUAGAUUUAUGCCAGGAUUGUAAGAAGACUUUGUAAACGCAACCACCCGCGACUGCUAUGCGAAGCCUGAUUAAACCUGCCCCUUAUAACAAUACUGACGACUCACGGCUACUAGUCUGACCCCCAGAAGUGGUUUUAUAGUGAGAUGCAAACUUAAUGGAGGCUCCCCCUCAGGUUCGAGUGGUCUAGAGUCUCCAGACGGAGAGCAGCCUCCCCCCGUGGGGAUAUGCUAUCCACUUGGAAUACCACUAGAGGCACUCGCCAAUUCUCGGCUUGAGAUCCCCUUAGGAUCUCGCCGUCCCCAAACCCGGUGAUACUGUAAAGGUCAUCUGCGCUGCGACCAAUAACAUACACACUCAAAAAAAAAAUGGAGGCUUUGAAGUUAGAUCGAGUCGCGGCGAUGACAAUUAAAUGUAAGGUGCUGUAGACGCACGCGGGAUGUCACUGAAACCUGCGCAUAGUGGCACUCGCUGCUAGCUUCACAACCGCCAUAAAGUUUGGAUCGUAUUAUAGAUAUGGUGCGUGUAUUCAUUUUUUUCCUUUAGAUUCUUACGUAAUAAAUUUUAAACAGGGGGGUGGGGGGUCGGCCUGUCGGGAUUAAAAACAAGCGAAAAUAGUCUUACAAU